AUGAGGGCCGUAUUCGAGUUGCUGCCAUGAACACCAUCCGUGAUGCGAAUCACGCCUGAUUACGAAAGAGUAGUGUGGAGUGUCCUCCGAAAACUCAUGCCGGCAGUGACGAUCUAGGGCUGUCGCUUUCAUUGGACACAAGCCCUAUGGAGAAAGGUAUGUAAAAUUAAAUGUUCAAUGUAAUUGAUGUUAUGUCUGUCAGUAGUCAGACAGUAGACGAAAGUACAUUUGACCAUUUACAUAGCUCUAGAUAUCGAAAUGUUAAGUCUGUUUACUACGAUUAAAGCUCAAAAUCUGAAAAAAUGAACUGAACUAUAAUCUUGUCACAAACGAAGGAAUUCUCGUCUCUGACGAUUAUUUUUACAAUUCGUAAGUCUCUUUAUUGAAUACCUGAUUUUUGUUUUGUUUCAGGUUCAAGAACUUGGCCUACAAUUGUCAUACCAUCACGUCCAGGAACUUACUAAUUGCUUCGCAAGUUCAUGUCUCUACCAUUCCUUUCCGCCGGCGCCAUUUUAGAAGCUUUCUUCAAGCUGAAAAGAAAGGCCAACACAGACUAGCUGAAAGCCUUUGCCAACUAUGUAGAACAGAAGCGGAUCGUCGCCAACACCUGGCCGCCGUCCUGUUGGAGUUUUUACCUAAGAGCCAUCCGGACAAACAACGACGUGGAAGGAUGGAACAACGGGCUCAACAGACGGGCGCAGGUAGGCUAACUAUUUGCUUGUCAUUACGCUACGGUGUCGCCUUUCGUCCGCGUGCCUGUGUCGCUAGAUUAGCUGCCGUUAAUCCUUCACUCGUUGUAAUUCGGCGGACGCGAUGGCCGCCGGACUGCAUUAACGGUGUCGAUUUUAGUUUUCGUUAGGUUAUUGCCUCAGUGCCAGUGAGUAGUUUCUCGGUUUUGUCGCACAUCAAUUUCUCCUUUCGAGUUCGUGUUUUAUUGCUAUAUUUUUAUAUAUAUUCUCCUCUUUUUCACCUCAGGUAAAAAGUCAAUUUCCCCUGUAUAUGCUGAUCCAGCUGCCUCACGAAUAGACCCGCCUGACCACCCUUCAAAUCCGAAUGGUUUCGGAGCAUAAACUGUCCAGACUCCAGCGACGAACGUGCCGGCAGCUGCAAGAUAUUUAGCCUGUGGGAUCAGUACGAGAACGGUGAUCGGACGGCGAAGCAGUUGCUGCGAACCUGCUUUGAACUCUACAGACUGCGCGAUGAUUAA
This is a messenger RNA of Pocillopora meandrina, 1207 nucleotides long. The record is from the annotation of a GenBank genome assembly. NCBI's taxonomy places the organism in Eukaryota, Metazoa, Cnidaria, Anthozoa, Scleractinia, Pocilloporidae.